Messenger RNA from Echinops telfairi (small Madagascar hedgehog), 933 nucleotides. Its product is annotated as olfactory receptor 8S1-like. Gene Ontology annotation, molecular function: G protein-coupled receptor activity; olfactory receptor activity. Lineage: Eukaryota; Metazoa; Chordata; Mammalia; Afrosoricida; Tenrecidae. The record is from RefSeq and is a predicted model, not a curated record. The coding region runs from base 1 to 933 and encodes 310 amino acids. The transcript has a single exon. Gene Ontology annotation, cellular component: membrane. Gene Ontology annotation, biological process: G protein-coupled receptor signaling pathway.
AUGACCUCAGGAAACCACAGCACCAUCACCGAGUUCAUCCUCCUUGGACUGUCUACUGACCCCCAGACCCGAGUUCUACUUUUUAGUCUCUUUCUGGGGAUUUACUUCAUGACGAUCAUGGGAAACCUGAUGAUGCUGGUGCUGAUCAGAGUGGAUUCGCAUCUCCACUCACCCAUGUACUUCUUCCUAAGUCAUCUCUCUUUCAUAGACCUUUGUUUAUCCUCAGUCACUGUGCCCAAGAUGUUGCACAACCUCCUCUCUCAGAGAAAAUCAGUCUCAGUAGAGGGAUGUCUGGCUCAGGUCUUCCUUCUGUUUGUUACCUUAGGGACUGAAGCCUGCUUGCUUGCAGUGAUGGCCUAUGACCGCUAUACUGCCAUAUGCCACCCUCUGCUCUAUGCACAAAUCAUGAGUAAACAGGUGUGUGGGGGUCUCGUGUGGACCUCCUGGGGACUAGGCUCUCUGGACGCUCUCAUCAAUACCCUCCUUGCUUCCAAUUUGGACUUCUGUGAGGUUCAUGUCAUGUCUCACUUUAGCUGUGAGCUACCCUCCCUCUUCCCUCUGGCCUGCUCUGAGGUCACCACCAAUUUUACAGUCCUGAUCUGCUCUGCCAUCUUGCAUUCGCUUGGGACCCUAAUCUUGAUAGUCUUCUCCUAUGCCCACAUUAUUUCCACCAUCCUGAGCAUCAGUUCCACAACAGGUAGAAGCAAGGCCUUCUCCACCUGCUCCUCCCACCUCAUUGUACUGUGCUUCUUCUAUGGAACUACUUCACUUCGCUAUUUCAUGCCUUCCUCAGGCUCAUCUCUGGAGCUCAUCUUCUCUGUGCAGUACAGUGUGGUCACUCCUCUGGUCAAUCCCCUUGUCUACAGUCUGAAGAACAAGGAAGUAAAAACAGCUCUGAAAAGGGUAUUGCAAACAGGUUUACAUCUCAGAUAG